GCCUCGACUCUCCCACUUCAGAACUUCCCUCCCAAUCAUUCUCCGCUCAUUUUCAUUUUGCUUUUGUUCUCUGUCAGACAUAUCACAAACACUUGCGUUUCUCAUUAAAAAAACCGCCAUGGGAAGACCUCAACAGCGAUACCGUGGCGCUCGUCAAAGACAUUGGGGUUCUUGGGUCUCUGAAAUUCGACACCCCAUCUUGAAGACUAGAAUCUGGCUAGGCACAUUUGAAACGGCAGAGGAUGCGGCAAGAGCGUACGAUGAGGCGGCAUGGCUUAUGUGCGGGACAAAAGCACGAACCAAUUUCCCAUACAAUCCGAAUGACACUCGAUCUACUUCAUCGACGCUUCUCUCAGAUACCUUGGCAGCUAAGUUACAUAAAUGUCACGUGGCAGCACUGCAACUGGCUGAAAACAAUGCAGCCAAAGACUCUUAUGCAACACAAUGUCAACCUUCAGCUGCUCCUGGUUACGGCAUUACCAGAAGCAAUAUCGGAGAAACCAAUUACUGGCGGCAACCGGAGAACCAAUGGGAAGGAAACGAGGAAAGUCAGGUUGGGAGUGAAGAACAGUUCAUCCCACUGGAAGAUGAUGAUGUAGAGCAGAUGAUAGAGGAAUUGCUUCAUUAUGGAUCUAUAGAACUUUGUCCUGUUGAUUCAACCUAGUCUAAAAUGUAAGCAUUUUCCAUGUGUUAAUGGAAUUUUUAUUUAUUAUU
Hibiscus syriacus is the source of this 714-nucleotide messenger RNA. Its product is annotated as ethylene-responsive transcription factor ERF003-like. Bases 119 to 664 code for a protein of 181 amino acids. Gene Ontology annotation, biological process: regulation of DNA-templated transcription. The record is from RefSeq and is a predicted model, not a curated record. The transcript has 2 exons. Lineage: Eukaryota; Viridiplantae; Streptophyta; Magnoliopsida; Malvales; Malvaceae. Gene Ontology annotation, molecular function: DNA binding; DNA-binding transcription factor activity.